Molecule: messenger RNA, 2443 nt
Organism: Pangasianodon hypophthalmus (striped catfish)
Lineage: Eukaryota; Metazoa; Chordata; Actinopteri; Siluriformes; Pangasiidae
Gene: ypel2a
Product: yippee-like 2a
Exons: 5
Coding region: 760-1110 (116 amino acids)
Source: RefSeq, a predicted model, not a curated record
UGGGUUAAUUGGGUACAAGAACUUGGCAGAUGAUAGAUUCAUUAUUACAAGCUAUAAUAUGUUGGAGAUAUUUUCACAUUUCCUCGCUUAACUGCUAAAGGACAAUAAUAUAACCAUGUUCUGAGGAGAAGUCUAAGAGGACUCAGCUCUGAAAUAGUUCACUGAAGCUGAAAACUGGGUGGUGCUUUUGCUUUACCUAGUUCUUUCAUCUUAUCUGAACUCAUAAAUGUUAGGGGGAAAAAAAACCAAAAACUAUAUUUUAAACAAAAAUCCAGACCCUGUCAAUCAGUUUCCGUUUAAUGAAGUAUGAAUCAGGACGAAAAUGUAGGAGUAGAUGUAAGCUCUGGUUUCCUUGCUGCAUUGGCUGGUCUACACGCUUGAUUGGCCAAUCAGGAUAUUGUUGCUAAGCGGCUCUCUUUUAUUGGUUGGUUGUUUUGCCUGUCAUUCAAACUGGAGGCGGGGUGUUAAGCCCGUGCGCCACCGCGCUGUAUGUAUUUACAGUGUAUAUUUAUAGCCGUGCAGGAGAAUGAACGAUUUAUUGAAAGUUUAUCGAGUAUAGUGUUAGCGACUUACUGUGCGUGAAUUUGGACGGUACUACUGACACUUCUCCAGUCUUUUCCAUUCUGAGGUGUGAUCCCUCCUCUUUUGAGUUCCACCACGGCCCUCACCUGUGUGCUCCACUGCUUCCCCUGCGAGCCGUCCUGGGCUGAUCGGCCGUUCCCACUGCGCUCCCGUGCUGUCUCACCUGCCACUGCUGCCAUGACACGCUCUAAGACCUUUCAGGCCUACUUACCCAACUGCCACCGCACAUACAGCUGUAUCCACUGCAGGGCUCAUUUGGCCAAUCACGACGAGCUCAUCUCCAAGUCUUUUCAAGGUAGUCAAGGCAGAGCCUAUCUGUUCAACUCUGUGGUAAAUAUUGGUUGUGGGCCAGCUGAGGAGAGGGUGCUACUGACAGGUCUCCAUGCUGUGGCUGACAUCUACUGUGAAAAUUGCAAAACCACGCUGGGCUGGAAAUAUGAGCAUGCCUUUGAGAGCAGUCAGAAGUACAAGGAGGGCAAGUUCAUCAUUGAGCUUGCCCACAUGAUCAAGGACAAUGGGUGGGACUGAUGCCCUCGAUACUCCUGUGGACCUGUGGCAUGAAUGCAUAGCUUGUUCCUGGAAACUCACCCACCUAACCUACAUCUUGAGGAUGUGAGAUGUAUAAUCAGUGCUGUGCCUCUCCUGUAUGCACAUGUGCGCACGCGUGAUUGUCAGCAUCACAUUGAGAAUUUGCAUUCUAACAGAGUUAUUGCUCAAUUCAAGUCAGAAAACGCACUGCAUCCUUAUAGCACAUCCAUGCUUGUGUAAAGACAGUGAAACCAGGUAGCUGGAUGGAAUAGGUUUCACAAAACCCACUUCAGUUCCACUUGCAGGCUUCCCCAAUGGCUGGACCCAUGGAGAAAAUAAAUGUAGUGCAGCACCUUACACAAGUGACUGCUGAUCAUUUUACUUGAAACACUAAAACACUUCAGCUGUCCAUCAAAAGAACAGUUGCUUCUUUCUUGCUCCUUUUUCUUUGAUGGUUUGCACAUGAUUUAUUUAUACUCGUAUUUAUUUAUCUUGAUUUCUUUAUUAGGUUCAGGGACAAUGAUCCUUAUGUUGAACCUGUAGCAGCCCUGAGUUUUUUCAGUAGUAGCAUCUUUAUGGUGAAGUCACUUCACUUCACUUCACUUUAUAUGUCCUUUCUCUUCAGAAUGUUCAACCCUUUUUUUUUAUGUGUGUAGUGAUUGUAAUAUAUGUGGGUCAGUUAUACAUGUGUUCACUCUCCCCUCAGCAUUAUGGAUCUUUGGUUAAUAUUUAUGAUUGGGGUGUGCUCGAUCUCUCUCUUUCUGUCUUUUUAAUAUCAUCAUUAUUAACAAUAACAUAAUAAUAAUAAUAAUAAUGUGAUUGACUCUGAUUUUAGCACAGUCCUCUUGCUUAAAUCGAAUCAGACCAGUAAGAUCACCAGACAUCACAGAAAGUAAUUUUAAUAAGCUAUAUAAUAAGCCCCCCACGCAUAACCAAAGACUUCUCAAUCAACAGUAUGCUGACCAAAUUGUGAGUUCAGUGUCCAGCUUAUGUUGCAUUAUUGUGUGUAGAUUUCUAGAUAUGAUGAUAUGGUCAUGUUUUGUGUCAUCUGGUUGCUUUAAUUCAAGUAGUUGCUUUGAACAUAUGCAUUACGCAAUUAUGUAUAAGCACAGUUGGUGUAUAUUAUUCAGUUAUUAAUUAUUAAUUCUUUAACACACAAUCUUGUCAUGUCUGUGAGCUGUGAACUGAUCCCACUAUGGGCUUGAUAUAAUUCCUCCUUUUUACAGUUUAAAAUAUGUAAUUUUUUUGCUUUUGCUUUUUCAUAAGAAGGAAAAUUUGAGAUUGAAUCAGUAUGUUUAAAUCUGAUAUCAGUAAAGCUGAGUUUAUGAAUGAG